ACGACUUUCUCAGCAUAUCUAGGACUCAAGAAAAAAAUGUUUAAUCCGCAAGAUAUGUUUUCUCAGUCGGAUAUUUUGGGCUGGGGAACACGUAGGAGAAACGUUAGGUUUAUAGACAUGUUUAACCUGACUAAAAUUAUCACUAAUCUCGUGCUAUUGUCAUUUAAAUCAUAUGCUAUACUGUUCGCCUAACGUUACUUGUACCUGCCAAAAAGCUCAAAUCUGUGAAGACAGUUCAUGACCGCAGUACAACAACAAAUGUCCCCUGCAGUCUGGCUUUAAUACAGAUCUUACAAGCCAAGACUUUCUCCAAGUUUGGCCUGCCCCUUUAACAGCAGUGCAGCCCUAGUGGUGAUUAUCGGACUGUCCGAUUCCCUGGAAACUCUGCGGCGCAGCUCUCACUUUUAACCGGGAUCAUGGCGGCUCCGCUCGGGCGGGACACACUACCUGAGCACUGGUCCUACGGAGUGUGUGGUUAUGGCAGAGUCUUUUUCAUCAACGACAAAACUCGCGGCACUACUUGGCUCCAUCCCCGCACUGGUGAACCUGUCAACUCAGGACACAUGAUACGAUCAGAUUUACCGCGGGGAUGGGAAGAGGGCUUCACCGAGGAAGGCGCCAUCUACUUUAUAAACCACAACCAGAGGACGACGGCGUUCAGACAUCCUGUGACGGGACAUAUCUCCUCAGAAAACACGGACUUCAUUUUACAGGACCAAGGUGGGCUCAUGGAUUCAGAAUGUUGGACUCUCGUAGGAAUAUCGCACACAGCCAUGAAGACCAUCUCUCAUGCAGAUGACAGGGCAAAUAUACGCAUGUCCAAGCCACCACCAGAGCCGAGGCCUCCCAGCAGCGAGUCCUCUGUAGCCGUCUCCUCAUCCCCUGCGGACACCACCUCUGGAUCCAGGAGUUUGAAACCCAAUGGGAAGUUGCAUUGCUUUGGCAAGCGUGACCAUUCCAUCAAAAGGAACCUUAAUGUCCCAGUGGUGGUGAGAGGAUGGCUCUAUAAACAGGACAGCUCAGGCAUGAGACUGUGGAAGAGGAAAUGGUUUGUGUUGUCUGAUUACUGCCUGUUUUACUAUAAAGAUAGUCGAGAGGAGAUGGCUCUGGGCAGCAUUCCUCUGCCCAGCUAUGUCAUUUCCCCCGUGGGACCCGAGGACCACAUCAGCCGCAAGUAUGCCUUCAAGGCCUGCCACACGGGAAUGCGCUCCUACAUUUACAAUAAGAAUUCUCUGAUUGGCUCGCAGGCCGAGCACUGUGGCAUGAGGACCUACUUCUUCAGCGCCGACACACAAGAGGACAUGAAUGGCUGGAUCCGGGCCAUGAACCAGGCUGCACUGAUGCAGAGCCAUGUGAAGAGGUCAGUCGCCUCCUGCUGCUGCAAAUCUUUUCUCAGGGACUCGUGUGAACUCUCUAAUUGCAUGCCUCCAACAGAAAGAUUCACAGAAUCUGUCAAAAACCAGAUAGAAAGAAAACUGGAGGAGUUGACCCUGCUGCUCAUCCAGCUCAGGAGACACCGGGCCAAGAUGGCCAGCGUGCGCAGCGACACAUUCACACACCUGCAGAACCAGCACAACGGCCUCUCAGGCCCCAGUUUGCAGACAGAUGACACUUACAUCAAGCUGAAGAAGGACCUGGAGUAUCUAGACCUGAAGGUAACUGGACGUGACUCGCUUAAAGAUCGACCACCUCGGCCUGUUAAAAUAGCUGAAAGUGACAUAGAUGUAAAGCUUAGCAGGUUAUGCGAGCAAGACAAGAUCCUACAGGAGCUGGAGGCCAGGAUACGCACACUCAAAGAAGAUAAGGACAAGCUUGAGUCAGUUCUGGAUGUUUCCCAUCAGCAGAUGGAGCAGUACCAGGAUCAGCCCGCCCAUGUAGAGAAGAUCGCCUAUCAACAGAAGCUGUUACGGGAGGACGUGGUCCACAUCAGGGCGGACAUCUCACAAGUGUCCACGGAGAUGGAGAACACUUGGGCAGAGUACAGCCAAUUGGAGAGAGAUGUGGACAGACUGCGUUCAGCCCUUCAAGACCAGAAGACCCACAGUGCUCUCUCUCAGGAGAAAUGUCAGCUGAGGAAGGAGCUGUGGCGGAUCGAGGAUGUGCUUGCAGGCCUAAGCUCCAGUAAAGCCAACUACAAAGUGACCAUUGACUCUGUUCGGAAUCCAGGUGAGAGCGGGCCCCUGCCUGCCAUCACCCCCAUGCACUGGAACACAGAACGAGAGAGAAAACUUGUGCCUUCAGCGUCAUUGUCCGCAGUGCCUUCUCUCACUGCAAGCCCAUCCAUGGGUGAACUGAAAGCUGCUCAGCCCAGCCCCCAUCUCAGCCCAGUGCAGUCUACCCAGCAGCCCUUGCAGCUCUCACAUUCAGCGCACAAGCCAAAAUGGCCUGAAGAGGAUGCUCCACCCAGACCCCCUCUCCCUCACCUCUACAGUCCAGAUGAACACCCCCCGGCUGUGCCCCCGCUCCCCAAAGAAACCUCUGUCAUCCGCCACACAUCAGUCCGGGGCCUUAAACGACAGUCUGAUGAGCGGAAGCGUGAUCGUGAGUUUGGGCAGUACACUAAUGGAGAUCAUAAGGUUGAGAUACGAGCGUUCCUGAGUGAGCCUGAACUACUGGGAGUUGGUGGACAAAUUGGGGGCUUGAGCCGUGGUAGUGGCUACCAAACUCUACCAAACAGAGGUUUGACAGGCUCAUCUUCAAGACUGAACCAGUCAUCAAACAUUUCAUCGUUUGUCACCCUCAGAAGAGGACUCACCACCACAAGCUUGAAGGAGAGACCAAAGAGUGCCUUGGAGCGGCUGUACUCUGGGGAGCCCGUGCAGCAGCGCGGCCGCAUGAGCACCGAAGAGCAGCUGGAGAGGAUGAAGCGUCACCAAAAGGCUCUCGUACGGGAGCGCAAGAGAACGCUCAGCCAGGGCGAGUGGCAGGCAUCCUCAUCUCGUGCCUCCUCCUCCUCCACAUCCAGACCUGUGUCUGCAGACCUGGGAUCAUGGAGGAGAGAGCAGGACUUUGAUUGGCAUCUUCUUGAGCGGGCCGUGCAGGGUGAAGAGAGACCAGUCGAGCACAAAGAGAGACAGCGCUCUCACUCAGACGAAUGGCUUACCCUAAGCAGCACACCCAUGAGAGAACUGGAUCUGGAGCCUCUGGACUACCAGCUGGAUCUCAGCAAAGAGCUUGCAAAGCCACAAAAGGUGGCCAUCCCUGAGCGUUAUGUGGACCUGGAUCCAGAGGAGCCCCUUAGCCCUCAGGAAAUAGAGGCCAGACAUCGUAAAGUGGAACAAAUCAAGAGCAUCCUUGCUAAGUCUAGUGUCCAGAAUAUACCUCCUCCAGCAGCAGUAGACAAGCCGGUGCUGCCGGACAUAGACUCGGCUCUACAGGAGCAAGAGAGAAUCAUCACCAUGUCCUAUGCCUUAGCAUCAGAGGCCUCGCUCAAGGGCAAGCAAGUGGCAGCUUCACCCCCGGUUAACAGUCCCACCUCACUCCCUCAACCUCCACCACCUCCGCCUCUUCCUCCCCCCGCUCCUGUUGCCGUCUCUACGGCUCAGUCUGCUCCCCCUCCCCUGAGCAAUGGAUUUCACUACACCUUUGUCUAAUCAGAGAAAAACAAACCAAAGCUGUGUCUGGAUAUUAAGGUGCUGUCACAUUCUGAAAACCCCACUAGAGGUGGACAAACUUAAACUCGGCUUAUCGAAUCACAUCGCUCACAUUUAGAGAUGACGUUAGCGCACUUUUGGACUCACAUGGGAACUUGCUCCUGAAAUGCAUUUUUGUAGAGCUAUUAUUUGAUACGGACUUUCUGCUGUGGAAACUGCUGUGCAUAUGCUGUACAAAAUCUAACCAUGAUAACCCAGAUAUAGAGAGCCUUUUUAUAUACAUUACUGCACUUUUAAUAUGCACCCUAUUGUAGAGAACAUUUAAAGCUCAUGUUUUACUUCUCAAGGCGAGACAGAUGUUUAAAUGGAGUUCAGGUUGAAAACAACGGUAACAUAAAGACUAAAAAAGUAUUAUACAUGUGUAACGCAUUAUGAACAUGAAGGGUACAAAAAUGUCAAAUGUCGAUUGUAUUUUGUCAAUUCAGAUGAUAUUCUUACAUCAAAUCACUUGAAAUAUUAUUUUUAUGUAUCCAGCACUGCCAGUCUCUCCAGUUAGCUUGCCAAAUGCAUUUUAUUUUUGUUGACAAAGUUAAGAAAAAAAAAUAACAUUAAUAUUUUCAGACAGGAUUUGUGGGGAAGUGGUUGGGGAGGAAUAUGCCACAUACUUUUUUUUUAAAGAAACUGUAAAUAUUAAAGAUAUUAACAAGCCAUUUGUCUUUUAUUCUGUUUGUGUUCUCUAAGAAAGAAGGAAAGAGAGAAAAGAAUUUCAAGUUUUUCAGUUUCAGAAUGUCAAAUAAGGAAUUUAUUAAAUGAUUUGGAGGUUUUACAUUUGCAUCGCAUUAAAAUCAGUAAUCAAUUCGAAAUUACACGUUU
This is a messenger RNA of Sinocyclocheilus rhinocerous, 4466 nucleotides long. RefSeq names its product pleckstrin homology domain-containing family A member 7-like. The record is from RefSeq and is a predicted model, not a curated record. Gene Ontology annotation, molecular function: protein binding. The coding region runs from base 417 to 3593 and encodes 1058 amino acids. Lineage: Eukaryota; Metazoa; Chordata; Actinopteri; Cypriniformes; Cyprinidae. The transcript is spliced from 28 exons.